CGACGUCACCCUCUGACAGCGCCGCUCCCGGGGGCUUCGAGUUUUGGCUCCCGGGAAAGGGUCCAUUCCUCGGGGAGAGAGGGCUGAGUUUUGUGCGCCUCCAUCCGCUGCGCGCGCCGCUCCAGGCCCCGCCGCGCCCCGCCUGCGCCCGGGACUGCGCCGCGGCACUCACUGCCCCGUUUAUUUGUCUUUGGAGCAGGCGGGCCGCGCCAGAAGCGGGCGAUCCCGCAGUGUCCUGCAGCCGCGGACGCCGCCUGGCUAGGAUGACACCACGUUGAGCGCGCCUGCAAAACAACAACAAAAACCGCCGCCGCCGCGGCCACCGCGUCCUGCUCCGCCGAAGCGCCGCCGGUGUAGCCGCCUCCGCGCCCCCGGCCGUCCGGAGCGCCCGGCCGCCGGUGUAUGUCGCGCCUGCCCGGGACGGGCUGAAGCCGGCGGCGGGCCGGACCGCAGGCGCCGAGCAGGGCCAGCGCGGCCAGGGCAGCCGCCUGCCGCCGAGCCCCGAGCGCCGCUGCUCGCGGAAGCGCUUUCGGCCGGGAGCUGCGGCCGCCGCCACCAGUUUUCAUGUUUGGAAUUCAGGAGAAUAUUCCGCGCGGGGGGACGACCAUGAAGGAGGAGCCGCUGGGCAGCGGCAUGAACCCGGUGCGCUCGUGGAUGCACACGGCGGGGGUGGUGGACGCCAACACGGCCGCCCAGAGCGGCGUGGGGCUGGCGCGGGCGCACUUCGAGAAGCAGCCGCCUUCCAACCUCCGGAAAUCCAAUUUCUUCCACUUCGUGCUGGCGCUCUACGACAGGCAGGGGCAGCCGGUGGAGAUUGAAAGGACCGCUUUUGUGGACUUUGUGGAGAAAGAGAAAGAGCCCAACAACGAGAAAACCAACAACGGCAUCCACUAUAAACUCCAGUUGCUGUACAGCAACGGAGUCAGAACGGAGCAGGAUCUGUAUGUUCGCCUCAUAGAUUCAAUGACCAAACAGGCCAUCGUCUACGAGGGCCAGGACAAGAACCCGGAGAUGUGCCGCGUGCUGCUGACCCACGAGAUCAUGUGCAGCCGGUGCUGUGAUAAGAAAAGCUGUGGCAAUAGAAACGAAACACCCUCAGACCCUGUGAUCAUUGACAGAUUCUUUCUAAAGUUUUUCCUCAAGUGCAAUCAGAACUGUUUGAAGAAUGCAGGCAACCCUCGGGACAUGCGAAGAUUCCAGGUUGUCGUGUCGACCACGGUCAACGUGGACGGCCACGUGCUGGCCGUGUCUGACAACAUGUUUGUGCACAACAACUCCAAACACGGGCGGCGGGCCCGCCGCCUGGACCCGUCAGAAGCCACUCCGUGCAUCAAGGCCAUCAGCCCCAGUGAAGGCUGGACCACGGGGGGAGCGACUGUGAUCAUCAUCGGAGACAACUUCUUCGAUGGGCUGCAAGUCGUGUUCGGGACUAUGUUGGUAUGGAGCGAGCUGAUCACUCCCCACGCCAUCCGAGUCCAGACCCCACCGAGGCACAUUCCUGGAGUCGUGGAAGUCACCCUGUCCUACAAAUCCAAGCAGUUCUGUAAAGGUGCUCCUGGGCGCUUUGUCUACACCGCCCUUAAUGAACCAACCAUAGAUUACGGCUUUCAGAGGUUGCAGAAAGUGAUCCCAAGACAUCCGGGUGAUCCCGAAAGGUUACCCAAGGAAGUGUUACUUAAGAGGGCGGCCGACCUCGUGGAAGCCUUGUACGGGAUGCCCCAUAACAACCAGGAGAUCAUCCUGAAGCGGGCGGCUGACAUCGCCGAGGCGUUGUACAGCGUCCCUCGCAAUCACAACCAGAUCCCCACCCUGGGCAACACCCCCGCACACACGGGCAUGAUGGGUGUGAACUCCUUCAGCAGCCAGCUAGCCGUCAACGUGUCGGAGACGUCACAAGCCAACGACCAAGUCGGCUACAGUCGCAAUACAAGCAGCGUGUCCCCGCGAGGAUACGUCCCCAGCAGUACUCCCCAGCAGUCCAAUUACAACACAGUCAGCACUAGCAUGAAUGGAUAUGGAAGUGGCGCCAUGGCCAAUCUAGGGGUCCCGGGCUCGCCUGGAUUUCUUAAUGGCUCCUCCGCUAACUCUCCCUACGGCAUGAAACAAAAGAGCGCCUUCGCGCCCGUGGUCCGGCCCCAAGCCUCCCCUCCUCCUUCCUGCACCAGCGCCAACGGGACCGGACUGCAAGCUAUGUCUGGGCUGGUAGUCCCGCCAAUGUGAGGGGCGCUUGUUACCUCCCGCCGCGCCCAGCAUCCAAGGACGGACUUCAGGGGACACGUUAGUACAUAAGAGGUGCUGAUGGAGACCGUGUCUUCAGUACAUCAGCAGCGGUUGAAAUGCUACAAAAGACUUUGUUUAAAGAUUUUAUUUAAACUAUUAAGAAUCAACACACAAACGACGUACUUCUUCAUGAACAAUUCCAUUUUAUUGACUGAACUUUUCUCAUAUUUUCACAUUUCUCAGUCCUGAAGAAUAAGGAGAACAAAGCGAUGCCUAUUUUGUAUAAAGUUUCUGACUCCGUCUUGGCUCUGUCUAGUACUUGCUAUGUGUUGGGAGAAACUUUGUGAAUGCACCAUUUUGAUGAUCAUGAAACACUGAUGAAAAACGCCUCCAAACAUUUUUCUGUACUCAUACUUAGAUUCACAAUGGUUGUGUAUCUCUAUAAUGUGAAAUAUUUUUUUGUGGUGACAAAAGGGGGCCAAGGAGGUCUGAGCCAUCAAACUGGAAGAAAGGAAGACUAUAUGAGAAGGAGAAUUGGGGUGGCAGGGGGGGAGGGAGGGUUUAUCGUUGCUUAACUUCAUCUUAAUGAAACGGAACUUUGUAACUUAUUGUAGUUAGAAAUUGUAACUUUGAUAUUGAAUUCUCUUGCCUUCAACAAGCACACUGACAGAGGAAAAAAAAAAUGCUACUGUCUGUUGGUUAAAAUAUUCUCCCACUGCUAGAGCUUCCUGUUAAGCAAGUGUGAUCUGCGACAUUUUUUCCAACUUUUGCUAGCACUGUAUACUAUUGCAUUCUUAGGCUACUGUGAGGUCCAUGUUUCUUGUACCAGAAAUUGUCCUUUUGACUUCUAGAUCCUUCUUCCCUGAUGUGUUUUGUAUGUGGUUAUAAAAUUGUAGACUUUUGUGAUUUUGCCAAAGUUGUAGCUAAAUAUUUAUACACUUGUCUUGAAUUUUUUUCAGAUCCACUUAAAUAUUUAGGGAAAAAAAACGAGUUUUAUUCCUUAUGCGUCUUUUAUAAGGAAUAAAAUGGUCUCCAUUCAACACUUACUUACUUUUCCAUGAACACUUGCUGUUGCUAAGGGACUUUAUUUUGUAACAUAUCAAUUAUAAAUAUUGUAUUUAUCUUUGAAAUUUUGUACACUGCUUUUCCCACCAUUUUCGGUUCCUUUUUCUUGUCUGCGUUGGUUUUUGAUCAUGGCCUGGUGUUGUGAUGCUGGGGAAGAGCAUUAAAGCCAAGAACUGUUUGAUCUGUUUCGUUCAGUGAACCAACAUCCUUGCAUUUCAUUUGUACUUCCAAAAUUUGCUAUUGUUUGUUUAGACUUUCCGUCCUUUUUUUGUUUUUUUUUGAGGAAAAGUCAAAUUCAUUGUUUAUUUUUAUAUUAUUUUUAAGUUAUCUGAACAAAUACUUUUGAAGAAAAAAAAGUUCGUUGUAUAGUCACAACAAAACGGUGCCACCCGCUGUGACAAACCCUCGUAGAUUCCGUGCAUGUGGAGCGGCCACGAAGAGGCGACACCGUUGGGGCUGUGUCCUCCUUCUGUUUUAUUUCUUUUGUAGAAUGUAAAAAGUCAUUUCAGCUGCCACCCAUGACUUUGCCACAGAGCUGAACUGUGUUUACUGGAAAAAUUCAGAGGCCUAAAGUUUAAAAUAAAAUUUACUUCUGAUGUUUUAAUGACAAUGUUUGCCACAUUAACUUCUCUGAUGCCUUAAAAGUGGACUUCUUUAAAGAACCUGUGUGCUGUUUGAUCACAGGCUCACCCCACAACUGUUGAUCAGUAUUUCAUUUGGAGAUGUACGGCGUAAAACACGCACACGCACACGCACACGCCCGGAGACCCCUGUGUCGCUCCUUUCUGCAUCUGGUUCUGCUGUGUCCUGUGUCCUCCCAAGCCCACCUCCGACUCAGAGAGGUUUCAGGGGACCCACAAUCACCCCUCGUUUAAAAUUCCUUUUUAACAAUACGUUUUUUGUGGUCAGAACCCAGCAGCACUGUCUGUACUUUUUAAACUGGAUAAUGACCUCCUUCAGACACUGUACCUGUUAGUGCCAAACCUGCCGUGAGACCAAGAGGGUCGUUUCUUUUUUCCCUUUGCAGACACAGCACAGCAAACGGUUUGCAAACUGCAGCAGAAAUCAAAUCUAAAACAAAAAGGAGGGACUUUAAAAAUUUUUCUUGACAGAAACCAAAACAAAACAAUGCAGGACUUAAGAAAGUGUCCAUUCAAGGGACUAAAUCAAAGGAUCAGGACGUCCCCAGGGGUUAGCGGGUCACACUCUGGCCCUGCGACCAGCCUGAGGAGUCACUCUGGAACUCUGUUGCCUCCGUUUUAUUUUGUGUAAGUAAGGGUUUGACCUAAAAAUGAGCUCACGUGUACACGUUAAGGACAUUCGCAAGUCUCCUUGUCCCUGCACUUGGUUUGUGUUUUAGAUUAAUUAGUCGCCCUCAUGGCUUCAUCGUCUCAAAACUGAGCGCUCCACUAAAUGGUAGAUUUUACUGUUAAAAACCCUACAAUAAGAUUGUUUUAUCUGUACAUUUUUUCAGAUAUUUAACUGUAUAAAAAUGUUCAUUUUACACAAUAUUUAAUUAAAGUACUUCUUGUCUGUGAAUUUCACUUUGGGU
This is a messenger RNA of Aethalodelphis obliquidens (Pacific white-sided dolphin), 4837 nucleotides long. It is a transcript of the gene EBF3, whose product is annotated as EBF transcription factor 3. The record is from RefSeq and is a predicted model, not a curated record. The transcript is spliced from 16 exons. Bases 565 to 2220 code for a protein of 551 amino acids. Gene Ontology annotation, biological process: regulation of DNA-templated transcription. Lineage: Eukaryota; Metazoa; Chordata; Mammalia; Artiodactyla; Delphinidae. Gene Ontology annotation, molecular function: DNA binding; DNA-binding transcription factor activity.